CUAAUAGCUGAUUUGAGUUGCUUACCCCUAUUUGCAAGUCAUUCUGGCGAAAACACAGUACUCACAUAUAACAAUCUUGACCAAAGAAAGGAAACAUGGCUCAACUUGGUCAACCGUUAUCAGAUUAUCAAAGGCCUCAUCAAGUGCAUUUUAGUCCAUAUGAUUUCAAUGGAGGGUAAGUUAAAUUUGGUAUAUGGUCGAACGCCUUCCAACGGUAGCCGAUGCUUAUACUAUUACUAUACUAUACUAUAUAUUAUAUACACAAUAGUAGGGGUGUGCCGGAUCCGUUUUUUCCAUCCGGAUCCGGAUUUUCUGAUGCGAAAUCCGCCGGAUCCGGAUUCCGGAAUAAUCCGGAUUCCGGAAUAAUCCGGAUUCCGGUUUCUCCCGGAUUCCGGAUUUUGGUACUAUUGGUAGAUACUUCGGUAAGUCAAGGUGGACUACUAUUUUUUGUGUAUGGGAAUUCGCAAUCGGCGCCAAAAAAUCCGAGUUUUUAAUUUUCCGAUGUGUGUGUCUAUUUAUUAUUAAAUUAGUACUUUCGAUAUAUAUUUGAGUUCCGUUCCAUUUGGAUAAGUGUCUUACGAGAGACGCCAUGUUUCUACGCGUUCGCAGCAGGUCAUGCAGCUCGCUCAACCUAAUUUCGCCAUGGGGUUGGCCACGCCCCCCUUUUUAAUGGCGGAAGUUGACGAUACUUAGGAAAUAUUAAUUUAUUAUCACUAUUUACAUCAAAAUAAUUGAUAACUUGUGUUUCAGAAUGCAUUUAAAGACAUUUAAACUGGAAUGUUUUAAUUUGAGCUUUAACAACCCGGUAGAAUCCAUAUUAUAAAUGAUCAGAAUUUACCGUGUGCAACACGUUGUCAUUGGCAACCAUUCACAGCCACUUGCAUAACUGUAUCGUAGUACUACCUCAGAGUUUCAUUCAUAAGAGUUUGCCGUGUGCAAAAACUAUUAAACCAUUGGUCAGGGAAAGCUUUAAUUAAUUAUUCAUGUGCCAAAGUCUAAACAGUAUUUUAGUGAUAAGGCAGGGAAUACGUUGCCUUAUAUAAACUAUAUAGUCAUUGCGCAUGACGGGAUUGGCGGAAUGAGAUCACAGAAUGUGGAGAUGCAGUCCAUGUUAAAAAAUGACAAACCAAGUCGUACUUUAAAAAUUCAUAACUUUAAAACUACAACAGCUAAAAAUAUGAUUUUGGUGUUAUAAUUCUUUAAAAAAUUACAUCUUUUCAACUAUGUCAUUGGUUUAUUUUUACAAAAAGUUUAAAUUUUCUUAUCAAAGUCCCUACACUAUUGGCCACUAUUAGCGGUGCUGACUCUAGCCUCUGGUAUGUACGGAAUAUUAAACAUUAAACAAGCUCAACGCUCAAAACAAUCGAUUAAUGUAUCGUGAUCGUGUGGAAUUCGGGAAAGAGAAUUACUUUUAUUUCAGAUUAUGAUCCGGUGAGUCACAAAAUCUGGCAAAUUCCGAAAUCCGGUAUAUUCCGGAAUCCGGUUGUUCGGAUACAUGUAAAUCCGGCGGAACCGGAUUUCACCGGAUAGUGCAAAAUCCGGCGGAACCGGAUUCCGGACCGGACUCCGGCACACCCCUACACAAUAGUCUCAAUAGUGGCAUUCGUCCUGGUAAAUUUACCAACUAUUGUCUAUAGUGUAGGCUACUGUAGGCAUAGUAUUACACUAUUGACUAUUGUUAUAUUAUUAUUAUGCUAUGUCUAGCGCCGCUAUAUUGACACUCGCUUGUCUCACUUGGUAUGGACUGACAUAAUCACUCAGUUUUGGUGUUUAAAAAUCUAUAAAAUUAACAGGUCACUGUCUCAUUUUCGUAAUUGUAAUGAUUGUGGGGAUGCUCAUAUUGUUGCUUUGUGUCUGUGUGUUUUCUUUAUCUCACUAGACACAGCAACAGUAACAUUAACAUAGUCGCUUUAUUGACAAUUUUAGUCAAUCCUCGCUUUUGUUUUCAUCAGUGCUGUCAAUUAUUUCAUUCUGCAAACAACUGCGAGUUCAGAAACGGAGAAUGCAUUCUCGACAAUUCUGCACAGCAACAUUAGAUUUCAAAAUAUUUUGUAGGCUGUUAAAACAUAUUUUUAGGAGGCACAAAGCAGCUGUAUGAAUUUUAAUACCCCCAUUUACAGCCUGUGAUAGUUUUCAGACUAAAAUAUAUUAGGGGGAAAUAGGCUUAAACCUCAAAUUAAAAUAUUCUUGUUUAAAUGCAUUCUAAGUUCAUUCUAAACUCACACAAGUUAUCAAAUAUUCUAAUUUGGAUAGUGGUAAUAAUUGAAUAUUUCCUAAGUAUCAACAUCUUCCAACAUUAAAAGUGGGAGGGGCAUGGGCUGAGUGACCUUAUGAUAAUGCUGGUUGCCUGGAAUAGCAUAGUGAACGUGGGACAAGACCUACAUGAAUGAAAAUCUGCUUACAUAUACGUCCAUAUAUAAUGCUGUUUGAUGAGAAAGACAUUGUCUUUUAAUUUCUUUAAAAAAUUUUGAUGGAAAGAUACCUUAUAUAUACCUAGGAAUUUCUAAAACAGUACAAAUAGAUUGUUUUCCAAGAUGUCCCCUAUUGUGAACAUGUGGAAAGAUACCAAAAUUUAUUACAAAAUGGUCCUUUCAUUAAUGAAAAAAGACCAACGUCCAGAAAUGUAAAACUAUGAUUAACUUGCGCUGAUGCCCAUUUCCAAUACACAUUUUGAAAUAGUUUUCCUUGCUUUACCAAAGUACCUACUAGCUUUAGUAAUUUUUUAGCUAUUAAUUUUUGAAGUUUGUAAUUUUUUUACUAUUGACUGCACCUUUACAUUUUGUGACCCAAUACCGCUGAUUGUGUCACAUGCUUUAACACUUGUUUUAAAGAUACAUUUAUACAUUUUUUUAUUUUCAGGAUUAAAGCUAUUUUAAAAAGUAAUAAUUUUAUGCAUUUAUCUAGCUUUAUACUAUGUAAAUUAAAUAUGUACGAUAUGGCUUUACUGUUUAUGUAGUCUAAGUCUAAGAUGUCAUUUAUUUAUAAAUGUCUAUAAAAAAUAUACAGAUUACUUAUUUUGAACUUUUAAAUUUGCACAUGACUAAUUAAUUAAAGCUUUCCAUGACCAAUGGUUUAAUAGUGUUUGCACACACUAUCUCAUAUGAAUGAAACGCUGAUAAUAUAUAUUGCAUAUAGUCAUAUGCAGUGACUGAAUGGUGCCCAUGACCGGCAAAAAAUGCACACAGUAAAUAAUAAUUAAUAACUUGUACUCUACCAGGAUUUUAAACCUCAAGUUAAAAUAAUAAUGCUUAAAUGCCUUAUAAGCUUAUUCUACAACACAAGGUAUCAAAUAUUUUGAUGUAAAUAGUGGUAUUAAUUGAACAUAUCUUAAGUAUCCCAUCUUCUGCCAUUAAAAAGGGGGUCGUGGUCACAUCCAAGCAAAGUUUGGCAGAGCAACCUACAUAGUAUACUGCUCAAACGUAAAACCAUGACGUCUCUCAUAAAACACAUAUGAAAGUUGGCACACAUGUAGAUCAACAUAUACCUGAGGGUUAUAAUAAAAAAUGAAAAAGACAUAUAUUGAACUUAAUCUUAAUUAUGAAACAUGCCUUAUAUUAACUAAUAAGGAUUUUCUCAAAGUUGACUGAUUAUAAAUGAAAAAGAAAUGCCGCGUAAAGCGAAAGGAUGGAUACGAAAUACAAUUGUGGGACAAGAUAAUUAUUUUAUGAAUGAAAUAGCACUAUCAUCAAAAAAUUAAAACUUGGAUUUUCCUGCGCUGACAUCCAUUUCCCAUACAAUUUUUUAAGUAAUCUCCCAGCUUUACUUAAUGAAUUAUAUGAAUUUAUUAAAAUGUCCUUACAUAAUAACUUGUCCAUAACUGACGCAAGGAGGAAGAGACAUAGCCGCAGCAUGUGCCUUGCAUAUCCUGUGGCUGCAGAGGCCCAAAGGUUGUGAUUUGAAAAAAAUAUAAACUGUUAUUUUUAAUGCAAGAGGCACAAAACAAGUCAUGUGAUAGCUCUGUCAGAAGGUUGUCUGCUGACUCAAGUGUCUCAGAGAUUUAGGAAAAUUCUGAUAAUGCUUGUCUUUUGUUUUGAUUUUUUCCAAACAAGAUAGGCCUAGGCCUAACCAAAUUGAAUUAUUUUUUAGUUUAGCCUGUCGCUAUGUAAACCACAGCAGUAAACCAAACACACCAAAGGUUGCUUUUACCGCUCGAGUAAAUGAUUUGACAUUUUGAUUUUGGACAAGUAAAUACAGUAGUCUUAUCUCAUGAAUGUUAAAAUUGAAGAAAUGAGUUUAUUUACCUGUGUGUGACUUAUUCUGCAUUUAAUUAAAUUAGUUUACAGUUGAAUUCAAUAAACUAAUUAGACCUCGCUAUAUUGGCAUAGGCCUAAUACUUUUUAGGAUAAAAUCAAUCAAUCAAUCAAACAAAAAUAAGAUUAACUAAAAGACAAACAGCACCUGAGUAUAGAAAAUAACUCAAGCCAAAGAAUGCGCUUGUGCCAGUUGUAAUGAUAUCUUAAAUCCAACACUAUAUUCUCAUUAGCGUUAGGCUCAUUACUUGCUGCUUGCUAUCUCAAAAGGUGGUCAAAGCUUCAGAUACAUUUACUGUUACAAAAAUGCAGGCGUUAGCAUAUUAAGUUUACCGGGGUUUUAAACUUUACAUCUUUUUAUUUUUAUCAUAUUUGGUGAGCAUUUAAAAAUAUUUAAAUUGUUAUAAUUAUAAGUCGUUUAGGCAUUAUUAACCAAAGAAGGUAUUCACCAUUGAGAUGCUGUGUUGUUGCAGAUGUGUUAGUUUUAAAGUUAGAAAUACAAACCAAUGUAUGUCCUAAUAGCACACCGAAACCAGACUAACACACACAAGAACUCUAGUAAAGAAGUCUACUGGGAGCAAAAUCAAUAUCAGUGAAGGGCAAUAAAAAUUAUUUUUGAAGUUAAGAGCAAAUUGGUGUCACUUUUUCGAUUCAGAAAUUAAGAGUCACCAGCAUUGAUGCUCAUGAUGCUGUGUGACAUACACAGACCUGUUUACUCUUACGAUUUUGGCGUACAAUGUACAAUUUUGAGGUGUAUACAUUAUAUAUACUGUAUGUUUAUUUUUUUACUUUUAUGAUAAUGUAUUGAACAAUUUUGUGAUGAUAUUUUACGAUUUUAAGAGUUUGAGGGUAAACAGGUCUGCAUACAAUUUUAUUAAAUUAAAUUUUAUUUUACAUUAUUAUUACUCUAAAUAACUUUAUAACUUUUAGAUCUAAACCAGUGAUGGCGUACAUUCUAGAGACCGAUUGCCCAAAUUGCUUCCCAAAACCCAUUUAUUUAUCACAAAGUACCAAUACUACAAUUAAACUUGAAUCCUGUGGAUUUAGUUUCGAAGAAAAACAACAAACACAUAAAUUAACAUCUUUUGUCUAUAAAGAAAAGCACAAUAACAGAGACGUCAAUAAUACAUAUAGCUUUUUAGUAAAAGCUUUCCCUUGAGUGUCCUGUUAGCCAAUGCUUGGCUGCAUGGUUGCCAUAGGGUUGCCAUCAUCGUUUUAAACUAAGAUAAAUAAUAACAAUUUUGAAAAGCUUUUUGCCUUCAACGAGAACUUUCAGCAUUUAAAAUAAAUGAUUUAUUCACUAACGCUGCAACAAAAUGUUCAAUGUCUUUAAAUUGACGUGUGUCUUGAACUGUCUUUUCCCAGCACUGUUCUGGCUAUUGCUGGUGAAAAUUAUGCCCUCAUUGCCACUGAUACUCGGUUGAGCCAGGGAUUUUCUAUUCAUUCAAGAGAAAGUCCAAAAACUUACUCACUGUAAGUACAAUUGUAUGCAUUGCUUAAAACCAUUAGUGUGAAGAUGAUCUCAUAAACCAGUGCUUUUAGGUGGUGAAAUAUUUUAAAAAAAAAAAUAAUAAUACCACAAAUCUUUUUUUGAAAAUGUUAUGUUAUUGGCCUCGCUCCAUUUAAUGGCUGCUUAAAUGUCCAUAUUUUAGCUCAGAAAAUACAGUCUUGGGCUGCUGUGGAUUCCAUGGAGAUGUUUUAACCCUCACAAAGACCCUUGGGGCUAGACUACAGGUGAGUGCAUGUCAUUCUUCGGUCACCCUAUCAAAUGAGACAUAAAAUCUGAGUAAAUCCUUUGUAUUUGAUUCUAUUUCAAUUUUUUCAAGUGUUUGUCUUAACUAAUCACAAAGCGCAGUGAAAAUGAGUUACAGCUUUCUAAAUGUCAUUGUUUGUUGACUUCUCCCAUCCUAGAUCUUUGAGAAAGAACACAACAAGCCUAUGCCAACUCCCUCAGUAGCUGCGAUGCUCUCAACAAUACUUUACUACAGGCGUUUCUUUCCCUACUAUACCCACAAUCUAGUGGCUGGACUGGAUGAAGAAGGUAAUAUACCAAACAAUAAUUUUUAAAUUUUUUGUGUUCAUAACAAGAAGAUUAUUAUCUAAGAAAAAUUACAGACAUGUUUUUCUCUAAACUCUCCUGUAAAAAUUAUUUCCUGUUUAUUUAAUACCCAGUACCAUUAUUUAAGCAUUGUGUUUAAGCUUAGAUAAUAACCAUUACAUCAGCAUUGUGUUUGAGCUUAGCUUUUAGAUUACACCCAACCCACCUAUUUACUUACAUAUCUGAUUAAAGGGGGAAAAAUGAAAACCAAGAAUAGAAAACUUCAUAUAUAAUUUUGUUAAAUUUGAAUAGUUUAUCAAUUAAAACUCUAUUGUUACUUUAAAACCAGCAAAUACAAUAAACAAAAUUGCUAAUGUUACGUGAUAGUGCAGUUUCAUUUAUUUGCGCCCUGGCCCCUGACCUUGUCGCCAGUCCACAUUACAGUGAAGAGUGACAAACUGCUUGAUAAACGCAGUGUAUGACCAGCGUCCCAGUGGCUGACCAGGUCCUAGGCCAAGCCUGAACUGAAAUAAUAAUUCUUGUUUAUGGUGUUGGCAGCUGACCUUGCGUUGGAUCAAGGCAGGGGCUUAAUAAGCGGGUCACUAAGGCUACAUCAACUCCUAUAUAUAUAUAUAUAUAUAUAUAUAUAUAUAUAUAUAUAUAUAUCGGGUACAUUCUUUUAGUAAGAGGAAAUACUCUAAGGACCAAGAUAAGCCCAACAAUGCGAGAUUAGCUUAGUACUAGAUAGGACGCUUGACUAGCCAGCAGAAAUAAUAGUCAAAUUUCAAUUGCUUAUUAAAAGUCACAUUUAGUCCAGGAACGUAGGAUUUUUUAGUACUCUUUAUAUUACUGUGAAAUUGAGACAUUUUUAGUGUUAAUUUAUUUAAGUGUUUUACAUUUUCUAUAUCUUUAUUCAUAUUUUAUUCUAUGUAAUAAAGUUCAAUUACAUUAGAGCACUGAUUCUCUUCUCUUAAGUCCUUUUAAUGAUUCCCUAGACCAGGGAUUGGGAAUAUGCUUUUUUCUAUCUUUCUCACAUAGGUCUUGGACACUAUUAGUUACUAAAUCAAAAUUUAAUAUUUGGUUCUUUGCCAUUAAAAGGAUCCCAACCCCUCCAUUCAUUAGUAUUGGGCACUCAGCUAUCAAGUGCACUACUGUCUCCGGCCCCUGUCUGCAAUAACAGCAACUCGGGUCCCAAAGAGGAUGCAACCUAUUAAUUAAGCUUUGAGUAGGACAGUGUUCUGUCCCAUCUGGGCUAUGAUGUUCUUUUGUUUGCAUUUUAGUUUCCAUCACUCAUCCCCUUUCCUGUUUAGGUGUAGCGUGUUCUGGAAAAGUUUAAGAGCUGUGUCCCACCUUUUCCUAGUUUUUUAACCAUUCCUCUCAAAAAAGGUCUUUUUAGCUUUGACCCCCCAGCUGCAUCAUUAGUUGAUCUGGUUGUAGCUGGGCAGACCCUUGCCUACACUAGCAAGUUAGCUCCCUGCAUUUCCAGGGAUCAACUCCUUAGAAUGCAGCUAAAUACCACAUAGGCGUGAUUCCAGAAAAGCAACUGGGUGCUAACUGAACUAGCAGAAGUACGAAACCAAGAUCGAAGCCACGCUGACUGUGGUCCAAGUCCAAAUACCAGAAGUCAUAAAGGUGGAGUAUGAAGUCUUCAUUGCCAGAAUUCUUGAAGUCACCAGGAGAGUCAUACCGAGAAAAAAUUGAAAAUAAACAUUCAGACCAUACUGGUAAAAAAACCUCUGGAUAGUAAAUGUGAGGUUGGAAAUCUAAGGCGUAUUGAUUUGUUGUCACUACCUACCUCCUUUAGACAAUCAGACUUUGCUUGGGCUCAAGGUCAGAUGAAAUUAGCAUCAGAUCUGGCCGGGACUCUGUACUAUGUCCCAUAUGGAGAAGUGUGGUUUGUAGAAAAAUAUCCUCCACGUAACAAUCUGAUUCUAAAUAGCCCUAGUCAGGUGAUUUGGCAUUGAAGUCACUGGUUAUUCUGGUCUUCUCAAAGACCACAUUGUCCCCCAUAGGUAGGGUUAUUGGAUUACUGGAAAUAGCAGAACAAUUUAAAGAAGAACAUUUCCCUUCUUUCUAUUUCAAGCUUCCACAUACCUGGUUCUAUUUCCUUCACACAGCUUGGCUCUUUUAAGUAUUUGUAAUUGUAAAACUUCUAUUAUGCUUAAAAACUCCUUAUUUUGCUGUGCUGUUAUGUUAGUUCACCUCUACAAUCUCCAUGGGGACUGCUGUGGUCAUGCCUUUACACUGCCCACAUUUACUAUGGUAAACCCUCCUGGAGGAGGGCGACCUUUGGCGCCAUGCCCAGUUGCUUUUUUUGCCUUGUACCAACCUGUCCCCCAAUGUGGGCAUGAGAGGGGAUCAGCUUCCCAACCCAGGAGCAGUGUCCAUAUCCCCUGAUACUAAUGUAAAACACAGUGACUGAGAUGCCAGCUCCACAUCAGAAAGUCUCAUUUUACUUGCCAUUGUGCAACAGAGUGAACAGUUUGCUUCUUCCCCUUAGGGCUCAGGUUUUGCAUCAUCUGAGCCCCUCGUUCAAGGAGUCUUUCAGUCUUCAGCGGGACACACCAGGUUCUUUUGCUUCAGUUUGUGACCAACUUCUCCGAGCCUUACUAUUAUUAUUAUUAUAAGUGGUUUUAUAUAGUGUGGUAACCCAUUGGGCUCACCACGCUGUACAUAAAAUUUAACAAACAUAAUAAAAAAACUAGUCUGGUAGCACCACACAGGGGGCAGAACCUUUGCAAAACUGUAAACUGAAUCAUCUACAAAAGCUUAUAAAUUUAACUUUUCGUAUUCCUCCUGCAGGCAAAGGAUGUGUGUACAGUUUUGAUCCUGUUGGAUCUUAUGAGAGGGAAGUUUAUAGGGCUAAGGGCUCUGCAUCUGCCAUGCUGCAGCCUCUUUUGGAUAACCAGGUCAGAAAAAAAAUAAAUAUAAUUUCAAUUUCUAACCCAUCCUUAUUCUCAUGCAUGUAUAUAUAAAAUUAAUCUAUUAUUAUAUGUACCAUAACCAAUAAACUAUUGUUAAAUUCUAUGAUGCUUUGAAUUGAUUCUGUUUUGUUUGUAUUAAUUACCCUACAGAUUGGUGGUAAAAAUCAACAAGGUUACGUAGUACAGCCCAUGCCCCUAGACAGAUGCAUUGCUGUGGUGAAAGAUGUUUUCACAUCAGCAGCUGAAAGAGACAUCUACACUGGUGACAACAUUCUCAUCUCUGUCAUUACUAAAGAUGGGCUCAAGUCAGAAAAGUUUCCACUGCGUAAAGAUUAGAUAUGUCUUGUUAUUUUCAUCUUUCAUUGGUAAAUUGUUUUUUUUGUUUUGCUUCAAAUAUAAUUAAGUACCUAAGUAUAUUUAAUUUUAAUUGAAACUCGCCGAAUUCUUUUUACAGGCACAACAUCAAGUUGUUGUAAAUAUGAGGUGUUGAUCAUAUAAAGUGCAAAUCAUUUAUGUUAAUUAAGUUGAAAAAUUAAAUUGCUUAGGACUUAUUAAAGAUUUUGGAAAGUGAAUAUGUGUUUGAAUGUCUUAAAAUGUCUUUACUGAAAUAAAUUUGAAUUUUUGACCAUUU
Lymnaea stagnalis (great pond snail) is the source of this 9843-nucleotide messenger RNA. The record is from the annotation of a GenBank genome assembly. NCBI's taxonomy places the organism in Eukaryota, Metazoa, Mollusca, Gastropoda, Lymnaeidae.